GAAUAUGGCUGGUUCGAUGAGCCAAACCACUCCCCUGGUAUUCUUACCGCGAAUCUGGCUACUGAGGCCUCCUACCUUACUUGCCUAUCUGGUGCUCGUAUCGGAGAAGUAUGCGAGGCCCUUGUGCUAAUCGUAACGACUCUGACGAUCGCAUUUUUAAACGGCUGGAAGCUUGCCCUUGUCGCCCUCAUUUUUACUCCUUUACUAAUGGCAUCUGGCAUAUUUCAGCAUUCACAAUGCUUGCGCAAGAACAUCUAA
Protopolystoma xenopodis is the source of this 258-nucleotide messenger RNA. The record is from the annotation of a GenBank genome assembly. Lineage: Eukaryota; Metazoa; Platyhelminthes; Monogenea; Polystomatidea; Polystomatidae.